AUAGAGUUAGAGGUUACCUUACUAGACAAACUUUAUAACUUUACCGACCUCUUUAAUAAGGAGAAAGCUAGUAGACUUCCCUUAUAUCGCGGUAUAGCUAAUCAUUAUAUCAAAUUAAAGGAAGGCCUAGAUAGAAAGAUCCCCGAACUUGUC
Thermothelomyces thermophilus ATCC 42464 is the source of this 153-nucleotide messenger RNA. RefSeq lists its product as uncharacterized. The transcript has a single exon. Lineage: Eukaryota; Fungi; Ascomycota; Sordariomycetes; Sordariales; Chaetomiaceae. The record is from RefSeq and is a predicted model, not a curated record. The annotation marks the transcript as partial.